Microplitis demolitor is the source of this 4131-nucleotide messenger RNA. RefSeq names its product calcium channel flower (gene fwe). The transcript has 5 exons. Gene Ontology annotation, biological process: vesicle-mediated transport. The record is from RefSeq and is a predicted model, not a curated record. Gene Ontology annotation, cellular component: membrane. NCBI's taxonomy places the organism in Eukaryota, Metazoa, Arthropoda, Insecta, Hymenoptera, Braconidae. Bases 128 to 694 code for a protein of 188 amino acids.
UUUUUCGAGUAAGAAAGAGAGGAUAGAAUUCAAUCCUCUUACCUCUGAUUUUAGUUUCGAAGUGUCAGAAAAUUGAAGUAUAAGUGUCAGCUGACAAGCAUCCGAUUAUUUUCGGAUUAUUACAAUAAUGUCGUUCGGAGAAAAAAUAGCCUCCAUAAUGGAGAGACCUGGUCAAGAUCCUGUGUCCAAGGACGAUGUUCCCUGGUGGAUGAAGUAUGCCGGUCGAGGUCUAGGUACAGUUGGAAGUCUUAUUGCAAUAUUUUUAGGAGCAUGGAAUUGUAUUGGUAUAGUGUUUGGUUCUGUGAUGUGUUUUAUUAGUGGUAUUCUACAAAUGAUUGCUGGAUUUUUAGUCGUGACUAUUGAAGCACCUUGUUGCUGUAUGUUUAUUGAUUUUGUACAAAACUUGAGUGAUUGGGUCGAAAAAAGACCUUAUUGGAAUCGUGCUGCUGGUUAUUGUAUAAUAGCGUUGCCGUCAAUUUUCUUAUGUCCAUCACUGAGCAGUAUAUUUGGCUGUGGUUUAAUAUUCACAACGGGAAUAAUAUAUGGUCUUAUGUCACUCGGGAAAAAGGCUCCCAUUGAUGAAAUGAGAACAGCAGCAAUAAAUCCUCAAAUACCAUCAUCUAGUAUGAAGUCUAAUUUAGUAGAAAAUGCUGAGCCAAUGGGAUUUUCAACUAAAUCUGAUAGCAAUGUUUGAUGAUUUGAAAAAUAAAAAAAAUGUUGCGGUAAUUUUAAGCAUCAGAUAGACGUAAUGUAUAAAUGGAGGCAAAGGAAUGAAUGAGAACAAAAAAGUUCAACAGUAAAUAUUUAUUUAGCUCUUAUUGUAUUUCUGGUAAUAUAAAAAACAGUAAAUUGAUAAUGCAGACGAACGAUAAAAUUUUUUAUUCGCGAUAAAUUAUUGCUCUAGUCGUCCAUUAAAUUUAAUUUCCUUUCAUGGCACAAUUCAUUCGAAGAAAAUUUUUAAACUAAAAUUAAUUCAGAGUUAAAAGAUUUAAAUUGACGUUUGAGAACUUUUUUUUAUUUUUAUUUUAAUUAUUUUUAUUUCCAUGCAUACUCUGAGAACCACUGAUCUUUGUUUGUAUUAAACUUAUCAGAUUUAAUUAAUUUACUUUGAUGUAAUCUCGAUAAGAUUUUUUUUGUACUUUUUAAGUUACAUUUUUUAAAAAAAUUGUUUACUUUUUAUUAAUUUUAUAUAUAAUAAUAUCUUCCAAUAGUAAUUAUGCCAAAAAAAUAUGAUUAAAAUUUUUUAAAUUAAUACUAAAAUUUCAAAUUCACUCUUGAGUAAAAUUAAAUGGAAUAACAAAUAAUUUAAAAAUCUUCUAUUUAAUUUAACAUAAGUUUUUUUUUGUAAUUCACUACAUUUUCAAAUUUUUUUAAGAAAUACGAGUGAUCGUGCCAAAACUUUUUUGUAAAUUUUAAAUACUUUUAUUUUAAAUUCUUUUAGUUGAAUAGUUUACUAAAAUUUAUUGCAAUUAAAAAAAAUUCAAAGAAAAACUACAUUGAUAACAACAGCAUUUUCUUCCUCUGCAUUCCGUUAUUUCUCUAGGUUUAUCAUUAACGUUAAUAUUUAUUAAGAACAAAAGACUACAAUGUUUUUCAAGUUUUCCUCAAGUUAUGUUUUAUAUAUUAAAAUAUAAUUUAAUUUGUUAUUCGAAUAUUUUUAAAAGUAUUUGUGAUCAUUUUUUCUGUGUUUAUUUAAAUGGAAUCAUUUUUCACAAGUAAUAGUAAACAUAUACUUGGAUCUUUUCAUAGUAAAAAAUCUCAUUGUCAGUCGAGGUACAUAGUAGGGCUAUACUUAGUCGGUUAAAUCGAUGAAAGGAUUAAGCGAGUUAAUUAGCUAACGGCUUGACUAAUUUGGCCAAUGGCUAAACCGACAAUGGUAAAUUUAAUUAGUUACUGACUAUUUACGACAAAUAAACUCGUGGUAUAAAUUAUGUUUACUUCAUUUUUUAAGCUAAAAAAGCCAUUGAAAGUCAAGGACCAUCUCUUGAAAUUUUUUCUCUUUGACAUAAUUAUUAAAUUUAGAGUAAUUAAUAAAACUUAUUAUGGUGCAAGAUUCUCUGCUUUGGUGGCAUUUAAAAUGGCACGAAUUCUCAGUGCAAUCUCCCCAUUUGCAAGAAGAUUUCUGUCUUUUCUUGUAUCAAGUACACUGUCCAAGUAAAUUUUUUCAACGUCAGAAAAUAUUAUUACACAGGAUUUCUUAGAAAAAAAAAAUUUUAAUUGCCUUAAGAAAAUUUUAAAUUGUCUCAAGAAAUUUUUUGCAUUAUAAAUUGAAGCCAAUAUUUUUCUUGGGUCAAGAAAACAUUCUCAAGAGAACUCUAGAUCAUCAACAUUUUAACUCAAAAAUGAAUAUGAAACAUUUAACAUUUUGAUGACCUCUAGUACACAUAAAAAAUUUCAUUUAAAUUUUUCGCUUUCUCCCGCAUGUAAAAUUACAAAAAAAAAAUAAAAAUAUGCACAUGUAAAAAAUUUUAAAAAACUGUAGGUGCAAUUUUUUGAAAUAUUUUUUUUUUUAAUUUAUCAUUUAAAAAAAAAUUCAAAAAUUAUAAAAUGUCAGCUAACUAUAGUAUUAUAAAAUUAUUUAUAAACUUGAUGUAAAAUAGCAGCUUUAAUUUUGCAUCAAAUUUAUGUUAUUUUACGUAAGAGAGGACUAAAAAGUUUAACUGAAAUUUUUUAUAUUUUUCACAUCAUCAAGAUAUCAAGUGUUUCAUUUCAAUUUCUGAGCUGAAACUCUGGUUUCUUGCUCCAAAAAAACCUUUUUUCUGUAUACUGAUAAAAGAAACUACUUGUUAUUUUGUGUGGCGGUAAAACAAAUUAUCUUUUAAUGGUUUUUUCAGUUUAAAAAAUGUGGUAAACAUAACUUCUACAACUUAUUUAUUUAUUGUACAUAGUUCAUUGGUAAAUAGUUAAAUUAACUUAGUCGUUAGCUAAAUUAGAUAAGCUAAUAGUUUGUUAUUCAGGCUAAUUAUAAGCUGAUUAAACCAGCUAAUCUGAUUAGCCGUUUAUCAACGAAAUUGUACAGCUCUAAUAUAUAGAGACUGAUAUUAAAAUUCAAAUCAUUAAAUAAUAUUAUUUACUUACUUCAUUAGAAGGCUUAAUAAAUUAAAGUCAUUGAAGGCUUAAUCAUAAUUAGCUAGCUGUACUCAAUUUUAUAGAAUAUUUUAAUUAAUAGUUUAUUUGUAUAAUUUUUAUUAUAAACAAUUAAAUAUAAUAUUAUAUUUAAUGUAUAUUACAAUUUGGUUGUCAUUAAUAUAUUUGUUGUACAUUAAAAAAAAUUUUUUUCUUAGCUCAAUAAAAUUUUCUUUCGUCCCGACAAAUUUUUUUUUUUUAAUUUAUAAUGAAAAAAAUUUCUUAGGGCGAAUAAAAAUUUUUUGUGUCAAGAAAUGAUUUUUUUCUGUGUAUAUUCAUAUAAAUUAAGGCAAAACGAUACAAUGUUUGGUAAUACUUAAUUUUAAUAACUAUAAAAUUGUUACUAUCUUAUAAAUUUUCAGCUACGAAAGUAUUAAAAAAAAAAAGAAAAAUUAUAAAUAAAUGUCACCCAAAUGAUUUUUUCUGUACUAAAACUACUACGGUUGAAUGAACUUACAAUACGAUAAAACAUAUCGGAGCAAUAUAAAUACUUGAUUAAUGUUAUUAUUUUUAUAUAAUUUCUUUUAUUGUUAAUUACAACCAGUAUAAAGUAAAAUAAAAAAGGCCUCAUUGUUCACGAUGUAAAUUUGAUGUUAGAAAGCAAUUAAUUUAAAAAAAAGUGGAAGUGUUUUGAUGGAUGUGUCGUCUGAAAUAAAAUUGUAAAUUAAAUAAAAUAGUAAUUAAAUGUGUAACUAUUGCAAAUAUUUCCAUAUUAAUUAUUUAAUUAUAUAAAUUUUUUUUUAUAUAGAAGAAUGUUUGCAUCAGUCAUUUUUAUACGUUAUUAUUAUUAUUAUUGUUUUAAAAAUAGUUAAUGAAUAUUAUUUAAAUUAAUCAUUGAAAAAAUAAUAUCAGUAAUAAUAAAUGUUUAGACUACUACAUAAUAUACAUACUAAAUAAAUUCAUAAAUUUGAAUGUGUUUAAAAAAAUGUAGAAUAUUAUAAAUAACUAAAAAAUUCAUGUUAAACGAAUAUAAUUGUCAUCUAGCCGAUUCAUUAGAAUGAAAUA